Molecule: messenger RNA, 783 nt
Organism: Talaromyces atroroseus
Lineage: Eukaryota; Fungi; Ascomycota; Eurotiomycetes; Eurotiales; Trichocomaceae
Exons: 2
Coding region: 1-783 (260 amino acids)
Molecular function (GO): oxidoreductase activity, acting on the CH-OH group of donors, NAD or NADP as acceptor
Source: RefSeq, a predicted model, not a curated record
AUGGCUUUUGCGCGGAGACUGGCUAUUCUACCGGGUGGCCUAGGUGGCAUAGGAUCGAUUACCGGCAAAAAAUUGAUCCAACAAGGGUCCAGGCUUGCCAUUCUCUACGCACCGUUCGAAGUCAGACACCGCGAUGAGCUGCUCGAAACGAGAUACAAAGGGGCCGGAAACAUCGACAACAUCCGCAUGUACGAGUGCGACAUUACGUCGCCCGAGUCUGUAUCAACAACGUUUGAUUCUCUGAAGAAAGACACAACAGCUUUCCCCAGUAUCUUGAUCAACACCGCCGGCUAUGUCUCCCUCAGUGACAUGGAGUCCACGCCUCCAGAGGAAACCCUGAAACACCUUCACACCAACGUGCUCGGUCCGAUGCUGUGCUCGCAAGCAUUUGCGCGACUUUAUUUCUCGACUUCAAAGGCGGCUUCGUCACCACCGCCGCCAGGCCGAAUAGUCAACAUAUCCUCGCAAGCAGCGCACGUCGCGCUCCAUCGACACGGAGCAUAUUGUGCUUCCAAGGCCGCACUGCUGGGGUUGACACGCUGUAUGGCAUCGGAAUGGGCCGGUCGAGGCAUCACAUGCAACAGCGUGUCACCAACCGUGGCAUGGACGGCCCUUGGACAGAAAGCUUGGGGAGAGGACAGUGUGAGAGACGCAUUCCUGAAACUGAUACCAACCGGGAAAUUUGCGCUUCCGGAAGAAGUUGCCGAUUCGAUUUUGUUUCUCUGUCAGGCAAGUGAUGGUCGAUUUAUUAGGUGUGGCGUAUUUUCUCAUACGACUGAAUAA